AACUGUACUGGGGUAAAAUACUUCCCUCGGGGAAUAAGUUUUCGCAGCUUUGUUCCGCUCUUAAUUGUAAAAAUAUAAAUAUCACAACACAAUAAUCGUAAACACACGUGUACCAUACACAGUAAACGAUAAAUACAGGAGCAGUAUUUCGCAUAUAUUCAACCGGAAACGUUUUGCACGGCUGUCAAAAAAAUAGCCGUAAUUGUAUCAGGAUCUAUGUACUGUACUACUGCAGUAGUACUACUACUUCCUCUACUACGCAGUAUUUGCAUUUACUGCGCUGCUAUCUGUCCUCAGUGAGUGUGGUUACUGUGUAUCCGUGAAAUAUAGCUGAACGGCCAGAUUAUCUCUUUCUUUCUUUUAUAACCCCCAUGCCACCCAAGAGAGACGCAGGAGCGACUCCAACACAACCACCAAUCAAGAUGAUAAAAAUCAACACUGAUUCACAGGAGUUUGGCUGUGAUACAGUGGAGGAUAAGUACAGGAUGGCUGAGGAGUCCAGCUAUUCCCCUUUUCCCAACAAUGAGCAUGAAACCAUUGAAUUUGAUGAAGAAAAUAUUGCAAGCCCAGGCAUCAGAACAGACACCAUCAGUCUGCUCAUGAAAAUAGAGCAACUGCAGGCACAACUCAAGUAUGAACGCAGAUGUAGAAUUUUGGCUGAGAGAGAGCUCAGGGAGCUGAAAGAGAUGAACACACUCAUGAUGCAGAUGAGGCACACAGCUCAUGAACUGCGAGUCACUCUGGAUCACGUUCUCCAAGGAGGCGAGGUAGCAGCAGCACCGCAGACCCCUCAAGAUGAAACUAUCUCUUACCUGGCUGAUACCGAGGCAGAUAUGAGGGAGGAUCAAGAUCUCCUCCCAGACGACGAUCAAAACUUCUUGUUUCUCUCUGAGACUCUUCGAGUACCAAAAAACCUUUAUGAGCGCAUCGCAGAAAUUGGAGACUACAAAAAGUACACGUCAGCUCUGCUGAUGAUACUUUUUGACCGAGAAACGUUGGGCACACACUCUCUGCAGGGCCGGAGGAACACCUUUUCACCAGAUGAUUGCCACAAGCCGCAACUCCCACCUGAGAUCUUGAGAGGUAUUAUAGAACAUGUGGCACUCAAGUUCGGUGUUGAUAGCGGCCAAAUAAAAACUGCAAUCCGCACAAAGUUGAAUAAUGAGGACAAACUAUUAAAAAAGAGAAUGGGUAUAGGUAGAGCUGAAAGCAAAGCUAUUAUCGAUCAAAGCUUUUGCCAAGAUACUUUACUCCUGUCUGAAAACGGAACAAUGACGAACGAUUCUCAGUUAUAACCUCUUGAGUCUGGCUUCAUGUGUUGGUCACCAGGUUUUCAUGUCUGAUAGAAAUGUGUGACAGCCUUUUUAAUCCACCUGUAGUUUAUUCUGUAUUGAACUCUAGUGUUUGGAGUUAGUUAGUUUUUUCUUUUAACACUUUUUAGAAUUCUUCCAUUUUUAAAGCUAAUGUUGUCUGUCGUGUGUUCGAAAGUGAAAAGUUUAAUCUGGUGACCCAACCAAGUUUAACAGCACUAUAAAAUGUCACAUGUGUAAUCGUCAGUGGUAAAAACAACCAAGUGUUCUUAAUUAAUUUGAGGUAGUAAGUGGCUUUGUCUAAAUUACGUGAAGUCGAUCUUUGUCAAACAUUUAUACUGGUUUAACUUUUCAA
Messenger RNA from Cottoperca gobio, 1665 nucleotides. RefSeq lists its product as uncharacterized. Gene Ontology annotation, cellular component: nucleus. Gene Ontology annotation, biological process: negative regulation of Notch signaling pathway; positive regulation of neuron differentiation. The record is from RefSeq and is a predicted model, not a curated record. The coding region runs from base 372 to 1295 and encodes 307 amino acids. NCBI's taxonomy places the organism in Eukaryota, Metazoa, Chordata, Actinopteri, Perciformes, Bovichtidae. The transcript is spliced from 6 exons. Gene Ontology annotation, molecular function: transcription corepressor activity; DNA binding.